Molecule: messenger RNA, 318 nt
Organism: Caenorhabditis elegans
Lineage: Eukaryota; Metazoa; Nematoda; Chromadorea; Rhabditida; Rhabditidae
Gene: C25H3.17
Product: PET117 cytochrome c oxidase chaperone
Exons: 2
Coding region: 1-231 (76 amino acids)
Source: RefSeq, marked reviewed
AUGUUGUCAGCAGCUCCACCGAAGCAUCGAUACGGUUUCAGAGUUUUCGUUGCUUCGUGUAUUUUCACUACGGUUACGAUUUUUGCUGUAAUGUGGGAUGAACGGCGUCAAAAGGAACGAAGGCAAGAAGGUGUUAAGUACAGAUUAAAUGCUAUUCAACAGCACACGAAUAUGGAGGAAUAUGAGUUACAGAAAAAGAAAUACGAAGAAUAUAAAGCUGCUAACUCUUAAAUUCGCAAUUUUUUGUUAUGACUUUAGGAUUUUUUGUUUAAAGACUGAUUUGCGGGUAUUUUUUAAUGCUCUAAAUAAAGUUCUUAU